AUGCAGACCAGACUAGAGAGAGAGCAGAAGGAAUGGAGAGGUCCAUUCUGCUUCAUCUUUGCAGACCUCCAGCUGGGUCUGAUGAAGGCCUAGCGGGAGGGGGACUGUGGAGGAGGGGACGCGUGGGCCGAAGAGGUCCAACUGACCCAGCAGGCUGUGGAGGCCGUCAACAAGCUGUGCCCCAGGCCCAAGUUCAUGGUGCUGUGUGGGGACAUGGUCCAUGCCAGGCCUGGAGUGAAAGCGGUAUUCUCAGGCCACUACCAACGGAACGCGGGGGGCCUGGACAUGCUGGUGAGCUCCGCUAUAGGCUGCAGGGUGGUGGUAGUGACCGCCGACCAGAUCGUCCAUCGCUACCACAGCCUGGAGCAGCUCAGUGGGCGGGGCAUGGACAAGGACCUCAGGAAACCACUGCAGGUCUGA
Molecule: messenger RNA, 420 nt
Organism: Salmo salar (Atlantic salmon)
Lineage: Eukaryota; Metazoa; Chordata; Actinopteri; Salmoniformes; Salmonidae
Source: RefSeq, a predicted model, not a curated record